Messenger RNA from Plasmodium vinckei vinckei, 1968 nucleotides. Its product is annotated as PIR protein CIR protein. NCBI's taxonomy places the organism in Eukaryota, Apicomplexa, Aconoidasida, Haemosporida, Plasmodiidae. The transcript has 3 exons. The coding region runs from base 1 to 1968 and encodes 655 amino acids. The record is from RefSeq and is a predicted model, not a curated record.
AUGGGGGUCAAAGAACUAUGUAAGUUAUUUCUUGACGCUGAUAAUAUUAUUAAUGGUGAAAUUGAGGGCAAUUUGACGAUGUGGGAUAUUAUCAAAGAUCCAGAAUUUAAAAAAUAUUGUGAUAAUAAAACAUGUAGGAAAAAAAAGGAAAAGAUUGGUGGUUUGAGCGGGUAUUUAUUUACGAAAGCAAGGGUAUUGGAAACAAGUGUAGUGGAAACUCCUGGUCUGUAUGAUGAAUUUUUUUUGAUGUGGCUAAGCGAUAAAUUAUAUAAUAUACUCAAAGACAAACCCAAUAUCAACGUCAUUACUUUAAAUGAGGCUUAUAAUAAAUAUUUAAAGAAACAUAUUGUGGAAUCUAAUCAUUUGGAUCUUUUAGGUAAAGUAAAGGGCUUGGGAGAAGCUAAUCUUAAGCAUAUGAAAGAAUUUUAUAAGUUACUUAAUGAGAUAUGUAAAGUAAUUGCAUAUUAUAAUCCAAAAGAUAGGAAUACUGAUAAACUUAUUAAUUAUUCUACUAAUUGUUCUAAUCAAUAUAAGUCCCUUUACAAAAGUGUUCCUAAAUGUUAUUCAUAUCUUCAUUUAUUGGAUAAUUUAAAAAAAACAUAUUAUAGUUUUAUAGAUUUUGUUAUUAAUAAAAAUGAUAAAAAACAAAAAUUAGCAAGGAAUCUUAAAACACUUACAAUAUCAAAGAGAAAAGAUGAUUAUUUUGCGAAAGGGUUUACAACAUUUGAUUUCAAUAGUUCAGAGUGUAAACCGAAAAAACCUAAAAAGCCUGACCCACCAAAACAAAAGGGAGGACAACCAAAAGUCGAACCAUCACCAGUACCACCUGUAAAUCCAGCAGCACCACCACCACAAAAUGGUAGUUCAUCACAAACACCUCAAACAGGAGGGUCAACUAAACAAAUUGAACCAAAGAAUUCAAAAAAUAAUAAAGAAAAUAAAGGGGGCGCAAGUGGUAAUAAAGUAUCUCAGAGUGGUGGAAACGGAAGUCCUGGUGAUCGAUCAAGUGAUUCCACAUCAAGUACAUCAGGAGGAUCUUUUGAUUUGUUUUCACCAUUCCGUGAAUUCCUAUUAAAUGGAACGGAAAUUUAUAAUAAAGCUUUUCAAUUUAUUAAAGAAACUCAGGAAAUGCUUAAUGAUGCUAAGGAUCAAAUCAGCAAUGCAUACGAUAACGCUAUGAAUAAAUUAAAAGGUGCUUACAGUGUAUCUAGUAGUUAUUUUAUUGAUAUUAUUAGUAAUAUAUCUAUCCAAUUUAAUCAAGUUGUCACUCCUCCUAAACCAGGAAACUCAGGGAAUAGCAUAUCACAAAAUAAUGAUCAAUCACAAAAAGAUGGAGGUCCAUCAUUACCUUCAACAAAAGAUCCUCUAGCAAAUCAUCCACCAGUAACUCCACCAUCAACGUCACAAUUAUCACAAACUUCAUCAUCUUUACAACCUAUCACACAGAACCCUGCAAAAGUCAAUCAAAUUAAUCACAAAACAGAUCUUCAAUUGGUAAAAUCAUUAAGUUCUAAACUCAAUUUGAAAAAACCAUGUAGCAUAUUUCCAACUACAUGGAAUGGAUCAGAGGAUUGUAAACCUGAAAUAGAAUUUAUGAAUACCACAUUAGUGUGUUGUACAUCUAAACAGUGUAGUUUAACUGGUAUUUCAGUUACACUUAUUCUAAUACCCAUUAUUUUAUCAAUUGUAUAUAAGUAUUUGUCACGUGAAUGGACAAAAAAAUCGGAAAAAAAAACCAUGAAAAGAGUUAUAAAAUUAGUUGAUGGAAAUCGAAAGACACAAAUAAUUAUAAGUUCAAGUGAUAGGAACAAAGACCUAAAACCGGUUAUAAAUUCAGCUGGUAGAAAAAAAGAUCCAUUAUUAAAUAUAUACAAACUUAUGCAGGCUGAUCCUAUACCAUUUAUUAAUUUAUUUUUUUUGUUAAUUUUUUUUGUCUAUAAAAGAAAAAAAAAUUUUUUGGAAUUAUAA